CAUGCUAAGAUGAGGGAAGCGUUUGAAUGCGUGUGGCUAUUGUAAAUAGCUACACACACACAAAGGGUACUCCGGCGUCACCAUUAGACUUAACACGACAUCUCCUUCGCGUGGUUUACUCGUUGGCUACUGACACACGCGUAGUUUUCUUCCCAGCUCCAUUGACGGGUGAGUUUUUCGCCAUGUUAACGUCUGUUCCCACUAGGUUGUUUGCACGAAGGUCGCGAAGCUUGUCGCCGUGCAAGCGCGUCCUCCAGACUAGUUCGGCCGCCCCUGCGUGUCAGGUCAUAAUAAGCGAGCCACCGGCGGAUAAUAACCGCAACCCCAUACUGUCCACCUCCCGGGUGUCAAGACGGGGGAUUUUGGCAGAUGACACCGCUGCUAACAACGUGAGCCAGUCGGUGCAGUAUCAUCACCUCGCCCCUAGAUGGCUGUCCAGUCUGGAGAACCGCCGCAGCUCAUGGGCCGCGCUGGCCAGCAGAGGGCGCAACAACAACAUGUACUGGGAAGAUGGUGGUCAGAGAGCUGGAGGUGACGGCGGGGGUACCGGUGGAUCCGCCAGCCCGCUGAGAAUGGCCUCGGCCGGCCUGCUAUCUGCUGCUGCUGCGGCCUUCUGCCUGAAGAAAGACUCUGAUGACAAAGGUGAUGCCCUUUUGGAGGCAGCAAGGACCAAUAACGCCCAAGAUGUGGCCAGACUCUUGCAGGAAGGGGUGGACCCAAAUCACCGACACCGUCUUGGUUGGACCCCUCUAAUGGUGGCUGCCAUUAACCGUCAGCACAGUGUGGUAAAGGUUCUGCUUGAAGCUGGUGCUGACCCAAAUGCUGGCGAUCACUUCAACAAUGUUUAUGACACCUCAAGGGAGAUAGGCAUCCACUCACUGGAAGUCCUGGUGUCCAGAGAGGAUGAGUUCAGCAGCAGGCUCAGCAGCAGGGCUGGUUUCCGCGGCUGUUCAGCACUUCACUACGCCACCUUGGCUGAUGACCCGUGCACCGUCCGCAUGCUGCUGGAGUUUGGUGCCAACCCUCUACAGGCCAAUGGUUUGGGACACACUACACGAGCCUACGCGAAAGACGGAGAAGUGAGCACACUUCUGCAGGAGUGGGAAGGCAAGUUUCAGGAGGCGCAGGCUCGGCGGGAGGCGGAGGAGAGGAGGAGGUUCCCCCUGGAGAGGAGGCUGAAGGAGCACAUCAUCGGACAGGAAGGGGCCAUCAAUACUGUGGCCUCAGCCAUCAGAAGGAAGGAGAACGGUUGGUACGAUGAAGAGCACCCGCUCGUGUUCCUCUUCCUAGGCUCCUCAGGAAUUGGAAAGACAGAGCUGGCCAAACAGGUGGCACGUUACAUGCACAAGGAUGUCAAAAAGGGGUUCAUCCGAAUGGAUAUGUCUGAGUUUCAGGAAAAACAUGAGGUAGCGAAGUUCAUUGGCUCACCACCAGGAUACGUUGGACACGAGGAAGGGGGUCAGCUGACCAAGCUGCUGAGGGCGUGUCCUAACGCCGUCGUCCUGUUUGACGAAGUGGAUAAGGCUCACCCUGACGUCCUCACCAUCAUGCUGCAGCUCUUUGACGAGGGUCGUCUUACAGACGGCAAGGGGAAGACCAUCGAGUGUAAGGACGCCAUCUUCAUCAUGACGUCUAACGUUGCGAGUGAUGAAAUUGCCCAGCAUGGGCUACAGCUACGGCAGGAAGCAGAGGAGGUCACCCGCAGGAAGCUGGCUGAUAAUCUCGAGGAUGUACAGAAAAGUGAUGACAUCAGAAUUUCCAGACAGUUUAAGGAGUCUGUCAUUCGACCAAUCCUGAAGGCACAUUUCCGGAGGGACGAGUUUCUGGGUCGGAUCAAUGAAAUUGUCUACUUCCUGCCGUUCUGUCACUCCGAGCUGCUCCAGCUGGUCAGCAAGGAGCUGAGCUUCUGGGCUAAGAAGGCCAAGCAGCGCCAUGACAUCACCCUUCAGUGGGACCGGCCCGUCCUGGAUCUAUUGGCGGGCGGCUACAACCUGCAUUACGGCGCACGCUCCAUUAAGCAUGAGGUGGAGCGGCGUGUGGUCAACCAGCUGGCCGCGGCCUACGAGCAGGAGCUGCUGCCCAAAGGCUGCACGCUGCGCCUCUCCGUCCAGUCGGAGGGCCACGAGGAGCGGGGCGCGCCCAGCCUGCGCCUGGAGGUGGUCGGGGACGACAGCUCGGCCAGGACGCUGAACAUCCGCCCUCCGCUCAGCCCGGAACACUAACGGUCGGGAAUGUCUUUUAACAAUAAAAGUACCUCACGUCACUGCCUCUCUAGUUUCACUACACGUGUACAGUGAUACUGUGACUUACAAGUUCCACAACUUGGGAGUUUUUGUUCGUUUUUUUUUGUUUCCCUCGUGUUGCGAGCCAAAACUUGAGCACAAGCGAGCUUCGGAUAUGCCACGCCGGCGUCGCAAUAUUGCAAAUGUGACAACCGGUCGCUAUUGUGUUUCCACACACUCGGCGUGCGCAAGAUUCGGCCUGAUGCCUCGCCAUACCAAUACAGUAUAUACGGCAUAUUGUGUUUUACAGUACUAAACUUUCUUUAUAAUUUCAUACAUACUUUUGGCCAGAAAGCAAAGCCUGGAGAGAGUCUUUGUCACCGCAAUGCACGGGUGCAGUCAAUUAAUGGGCUGAUCGAUCAUUGCUUCUUCCUUGACAAUAGCACCUGUUUUUUGUGGUUCAAUAGAAAAAAAUAAUACAGUAUAUUGUAUGUGUAGCCUUAAAACCCAAUACAGGGUCCCGGUUUUUCCGGCGCAUUGUGUCGGUAGAUGUGCGGUGCUCAAUCACUCGAUGUACGGGGGUGAGUCGCCGACUGACAUUUUUUCGGGGCGGUCCACCGCAGUCUCGUUCGAGCGUGUCGCUCGGUGUGCGGCGGGCCUGAGGUACGGCGGUGCCCUCACACGUGGGCAAGGAGAGCCACACAGUCACCGAUGCACUUUGAGCCGUUUAUCGAACGCAACCAACCAGACUCGUGCUUCUGAGUCUAGGCCACGCCUCUUAAGGGCUUACAUCCAACACAAAUACUACAGUACGUACAGUAAUUACACUUUAUUCAACCAGCUGGUUUCUAUAUGGUUUCUUUUGUUUUAUCAGGUUUUCAUACAAUACAGUGCUAGUUUUCUUUAUUAAAAACACUUGGAGCGGGAACUGAUGAAUGGCAUUUCAAUUCAUUUCAAUGGGGAAAAUGGAUUACAACAAAUUUGAGUUGCGAGCUUAGUCACGGAAAACAAACUUGUGAGUCAAGGUACCGCUGUACUAGCAAAAAGAGUAAGACCCUCACCGCGUCGUAGAGCAGAGUUGUACAAGUGGUGAAGUACAUAUUCAUUCAUUGCCAACAUCUCAUUAACGUGAAGCAUCAGAUAGCACACUGCUGUUAGACCACAGUGAUGAUUAAAAUGUUUAUAAAAUAUUGACAAGAUUCUAUUUCUCACAAAUGUGGGUCUGUUUGGGGGCAUAGCUGAGGUUGUCGAAGCCUUUUAAAUAAUAAGAACAAUAACUGAAGGAUGGCUGUUAUUUCAAUGUGAUGACGAGUGAUCUACUGUGAAGGAUUGUUUUCAAACCCAAAGCUGGUUUGCCUGCCUGUCGUUCACGUCCACGACCAUCCAAUCCAACGGAAAUCACGUCAAUCAAUCCGCUUGGAUUAUUAUGUUAUAAAAUGUGAAUUGCUCCUUAUUAUGCAUGCUAAUCGUGAAUCGUUAUGUCGACGCUGGAUUAGAAUAUUCACUCAAAUGGAUGGAUCGGGACUGUUUGAACAAGCAUGAUGUGACGUUUGUCACGUUGGUGUGUGCGCCAACCUCCACAAUGGAAAUAAAAGUCAGUGCAACAAAAAGUAAAUUCCGCCUGUUUUUGUAGUGUGUGUGUGUGUCUUGAUUGACGCCUCUUGAUGGAUGCGUGUGCGUGCGGGUGGGUGGGAGUCGUACGACAAUGACGCUUGUCCACCUUGUGAGAUGACGUGACAGGAGAAUUUCUUUGGAAUUUGGGUGUGUAGAGAACGUCGCACACACCCUGCAGGAAUGUCUUCUUCUCCAUAGGGAAGAAUUAGCGUCCAAGGGGGAGGGGGGGGGCAUUCAUUCCCCUAACCCCCCAAAAACACAACACUGUGAGAUCUGUUGUCAUCUAUUUCAGGUUGCACUUGUUUGUUAGUUUUCUGCACUUUUGACUCAUGAUCACUCUGGAACUUCAACGUGUGUAUUUAUUACACAAUUCAGACUCAUUUCAUGUAACUUCUUCA
Molecule: messenger RNA, 4234 nt
Organism: Phycodurus eques (leafy seadragon)
Lineage: Eukaryota; Metazoa; Chordata; Actinopteri; Syngnathiformes; Syngnathidae
Gene: clpb
Product: ClpB family mitochondrial disaggregase
Exons: 16
Coding region: 27-2222 (731 amino acids)
Biological process (GO): cellular response to heat
Cellular component (GO): cytoplasm; mitochondrion
Molecular function (GO): ATP hydrolysis activity; protein binding; ATP binding
Source: RefSeq, a predicted model, not a curated record